Messenger RNA from Physcomitrium patens, 11107 nucleotides. RefSeq names its product kinesin-like protein KIN-12F. Gene Ontology annotation, biological process: microtubule-based movement. Gene Ontology annotation, molecular function: ATP binding; microtubule motor activity; microtubule binding. The record is from RefSeq and is a predicted model, not a curated record. Lineage: Eukaryota; Viridiplantae; Streptophyta; Bryopsida; Funariales; Funariaceae.
AAGCUUGGUGCAGCAGAAGAGGAAGAAGACGGAAAAAUUUGUUUGAUGUUCCGCAGGCAAGAAGCUGGCCAACUGUGCCGUGAUUGCGAACCUCGAUUUUAGACUUGGUUGUGCUGGUUGUGUCAGGCGCACGCAGUGAAUGACUUACUUCGGUGAUGUCGCGUUGGGACAGUGUGUGAGAUUAGGAUUGAUGAAGUGAUGCGUGCGUGGGGUAUGAGGUGAGAGGUGAUUGGUGGAAGGUGUGGGAGAACAGACUUUAGUUUGAGGAGAGGAUUCACAGUGAUGGUGAGCUGGAGGAGAGUAGAAGAGCACGGGACAAAGACGGAGAGACGAGAGGCCUAGAGAGGGAGGAGGGUGGAGGGUCAGAGAAGGAAUGUAUCAGCCUCGGAUGUUUUCGGAUCUGCCGUCGCCCAAGAAGCUGGCAUAUGAAGAAUCCGAAGCGGACGAUCUCAGCCUAAGGGGUGAGGAUGAAGCUGAGUCGACUCGUGCGUCGACUCCACAGCUUGCAUUUGUGACGACGCGAAGAGAUACCGGAGGUGGUGGGGAUCUCUCGCCAUUGAAAUCUGUAUCUGGGACUGAUGGAGGUCAUUUCAGCAGUUUUAAUUUAUCGCCUCCCAGGACGAUUCGCGGGGGGAAGAAGAGACAUCCUGCGCUCGCAAUGGCUGCUGGAAAUCCCGUCCCGAGUUCUCCAAGGAGCGAGCAGCCGAAUGCUGGUACUCCAGUUCGAGCUGCGAAGCGAAAAACGAAGCUCACUUUGCAGUCGCGGCCAUCACCAGAUAAUCAAAGGGAGUUCCAAUGCAGGACAUCGCCCUCACUUACCCGCGACCAAUUCGAUACCUCCCGCGUUAGUGCCUCGGCGAUCAAAAGUUUGCAGCAAUCCGCAUCAUUCUCUGGUAUCAGCGGUAGUGUCAAAUUGGGCCAACUAUCACACAAGGGGGGAGGUGACAGCAUGCCAUCGACCCCGCAAGGAUCAAGAAAGACACGAAACUUUGAGCUUUACAGCAGCACAACCUCUCUAGGAUCAGUUACGUCGGCUGCUACACCUCGUAGCGCAAGCCGAUCGCUGCGUUUUGGAGGCCGUUCUUCGUCCUCGAAAGGAUUGGCGGGUUUGUCGAGCACUAGGGCCUCAGGAGCGGCUGGAAAUCGUGUAAAGGCGCUAUUUCAAAACCAACAGGCAGCUACGAUCGCGGCGGAAACCCAUUUCGAGUUGGAGGAGGAUCCAACAUUCUGGCAGGAUCAUAAUGUUCAGGUUUUAAUUCGGACACGGCCAAUAAAUGACUCCGAAGCGUCGCAACAGGGACACAGCAGAUGCGUGAGACAGGAAAGUGCUCACUCCAUCACCUGGCUUGGGCAACCAGAGUCGAGAUUCACGUUUGACCAUGUGGCUGGCGAGUCCAUAUCUCAAGAGGAGCUCUUCAGAGUUGCUGGACUGCCGAUGGUUGAAAAUUGUAUGGCUGGGUACAACAGUUGUAUGUUUGCAUACGGCCAGACAGGGAGUGGUAAGACUCAUACCAUGCUUGGGGACAUUUCAGAUCUUGAUAGCCAACCCAGUGACAACCGAGGCAUGACUCCGCGCGUGUUUGAGUCCCUGUUCGCAAAGAUAAGAGAGGCUGAAGAGCUUCAAAAGCACGAGAAUCUGAAAUUCACAUGUAGGUGUUCUUUCCUGGAGAUUUACAACGAGCAGAUUGGGGACCUUCUGGAGCCAUCCUCUACGAACUUACAGAUGCGAGAGGAUGCUAACAAGGGAGUGUACGUGGAGGGCCUCGUAGAAGUUGAAGUUCAGAGUGUCCAAGACGUUCUUCACCUUCUCCUGUUGGGUGCUGCCAACAGAAGAGUAGCGGCUACAAACAUGAACAAGGAAAGCAGUCGCUCGCACAGUGUCUUCAGCUGUAUCAUCGAGAGCCAGUGGGAGAGCGACCAUAUGAUCAAUUUCCGUUUUGGACGUCUUAACCUUAUCGACCUUGCAGGUUCAGAAAGACAAAGGGCUUCUGGAGCUGAAGGGGAACGAUUGAAGGAGGCAGCUUGUAUCAACAAAUCACUUUCAACUCUUGGGCUUGUCAUAAUGGUGCUGGUGGACACCGCUAAUGGUAAACAGAGACAUGUUCCAUACCGUGAUUCAAAACUGACUUUUCUCCUCCAGGAUUCGCUCGGUGGAAACUCCAAGACAACGAUCAUAGCUAAUAUCAGUCCGUCGAGCUGUGCUUCUCUGGAGACUUUGAGCUCACUCAAGUUUGCACAGCGCGCCAAGUUCAUUCAGAAUAAUGCUGUGAUCAAUGAAGACACAGCUGGAGAUGUGAAUGCCUUGCGUCAACAGAUACAACAAUUAAAGGAUGAGCUGGCACGCCUGCGGAGACAGAGCAUAUCACGGAUACCAACUAUACGGGCAUCUGGUGGUCUACGGGAAGAAGCUAUAUAUGAAGGAAGCCCACCCAAAUCAGAGGAGCUUAAUAGUUCGAUGGAGGGUUCCGUCGCGCAUUUCGGAAGAGCUCUCCAGAGCCCGACUUUCCUUAAUAUAAAGGUUAAGUCCCUGGAGGCCGUGUUGGCGGGUGCUCUUCGACGAGAGCAGGAGGCAGAAUUAGCAUCGAAGAAGUCAGCUGCUGAAAUUGAACAUUUGUUUCGUAUGGUUAAACAGCGUACCGGAGGAACAUGUUGUAACAAGACGAUUCUGCGGUUGCACGAAGAAAAUUUACAACGGCUGGAGACUUCAAGUGAUGGUGAUGCGACCACAGAGGUGAGCUUCGGAGAAGAGGCAAUUUCUUCUCUGAAAGAAUUGUCGCUAACUUGGGACGGAAGAGGCUGCGAUCCCGAGGUCACGAAGCUGGCGAUGGAGAACAUGCGCCUUCAAGAGCAACUUCGCAAGUUGCAACACUUCCAUACCAAUGGGGAGCGAGAAGCUAUGGCUCAAGAGAUCUCAGAUUUACGUGAUCAACUUGUGGACUUGCUGGGUAUAAAGCUUUCUCUCGAUUCUCCUGCUCAUUCUCAGGAAAUUGAUUCUGCAGUUAGAGUUGCUGCGGAUCGACGCCAAGGUUCUCAGAUGAAGACCUUGGAAGUGAAUCAUUUGGAACUGAAAAACGCCCAGCAUCAGCGACACCUUUUUGCGCUCAAGACUCAACUUAUUAAGAGUGAGGAGAAAGCGGAGGAAGAACUGAAAAAGAGAACCGAGCUUGAGCAUCAGCUGAGAGAGCUCCUUCAAGAGACAAUCAGUCUGAAGGCUUCAUUAGAAGACGAGCGCGUGCCUGGAAGAGGUCUAGAAAAACAGAUUGAAGAUUAUCGGGCGCAAGAAUGCAGAACGUUGAAUCGUGCAGAAAGUUCCGAAGCUCAUGACCCGAUAGGCAACAGGAGAGUGAGACACCAUGAUGCUAUUUUGCAAUUACAAAUGGAGUUAGACACCUUAGAUGGUGAUCCGGAGUCGACCAAUAGGAGCUAUAUGUGGGAAGAAGGAACUCGAGACAAAAAUGAAAAGGACGUUGCGGGAGUACAUCAUUCUGUGACAAUCCUGCAGCUUCGAUCGGACUUGGAAUCGGCGGAGAUCACACUUGAGAAGCAACAACAACUACUAAAGGAGGUGGAAGCUUCUCGUGAAUGCCUCCAGAAACAGUUGGAUGACACAAUCUCACAACUAUAUACCGAGAAGGAAGCAGUCAUCUUUCUCGAAAGUUGCCGAACUCGUGCUGAGAUUGAGAUUGAUUCUUUGCGAGAUGAUCACAAAGUUUUACUCGAAAAAAUGAGGGAGAUGGAAGAGAAGGAGAGCAAAAUGAAACAAGAACUAACUCAACUGAAGUGGGAAAUAAGGAAGGAACAGGAGCUUCGCAGUAUUGAAAGGGACUUGAAACAACAGAACAAGCAUGGUGCACGGGUCGAUCUUCCGAUAAUCGCUCUUGAUGCUGAGUUUGAAAAUGCAACACUGGAGCUGGAGAGAUCUAAGAAUUUGAGCACAUCAUCCCGAUGUGAGAAAUCCUGUAGAGCCGAAAGGACACUUGAGCAACAAAUGGACACAAGGCCGAGAGCUGAAUUGAAAGAUGCCCUCGGUACCACUUCAAUUCAUUUGGAGCUCUCAGAAUUGCGAAAUGAGGUCGCGGGUGCAAUGGAGAGGGAAACUGCUACUAGGGAUAAUGUGGCUAGAUUGUCUGAAAUGUUUAGAGAAAAAGAUGCUGAGACAUGCGAACUUCAACAGGAUUGGGAAGAUGCUGCCGCCAAGUUGAUUGACUACCUAGCUUCUGGGAAACUAUCAGUUGAUGUUGCGUGUUUAAAAUCAUCUCAAGACUUGUUCAACAUACCUUUGUCUGUGGGGAAGAAUGCGGUGACUGACCGAAUAGUGAGUAAAGUCUUGACGAAAAAAACAGCAAUUAUGGACAUUACGAAGCAGCUUCAACAUACCCAAAAUCUUACCAAUUCGUUUGGACACAAGCUUCAAGACGCUUUAAGCAAGUUCUCGAACGAUUACAGCGCUAUGUGUUGUAAGUCUGACCUUGAUGAGGAUGCCAAGGUAUCAAUACUUCAAGUCCACAAAGACUCGAUAUCUUUGAAAGCAGAGGUGGAUUCAUGUGAUAUAUAUCUUAGAGAAAUCGAGAGACAAUCCACGAUAGCAUUUAUUCUUGUUUGGUGGCUAUCCGAAACAGCCAGCUUACGAUGUGUUGCUGAGGAUAGAAUGAGAGUAGAACUUACAGAAGCUGUUGCGAAGAUACAAGAAAUACAGGGUGUGGUUUUCUCAUUGCAGCUGGAGCGUGAGAAAACACCAGAGCAAGAGUCUCGAGCCAUCCAGUUAGAGGCGCUCAGAGUACACAGAGAACUCGCGGCCUGGGAGGAGGAAAGAAUACGAUUGGCUGCAAAGAACCGAAGGUUUGAGACACAAGUUGGAAGAACGGCGAAGAUAUUGGAAGAUCUCAACAUACAACUUUGGUCGGCUGAUCAACGGUUACAGCAGGUUACCCAAAUAUCGUUAGAUAUUGACAAAGCACAAAGUAGUUUGGUAAUCGUUAAAGAAAACUGGAACCUCAAGAACUCUGCAUUGGCAAUGGCUGCUAGAGAAGCUGAGCAGCGGCCCACACGAAUUGAGGAGGAGUUAAGCGCCGCGAAAGGUGAGCUUAAAAAACUCCAAGCCCGAACUCGCGCCGCGGAGGCCCGGGGGAACGAGGUACAAAAUGAGAAGGCUCAACUUGAGAAGGAGUUGAAGCAUUAUCUUGAUGCCGUUCAAGUACUUCCUGAUGAUUUACAAAAUCAGAUUGAACUGAAGGAACACGAGAAUAUUAGGCUGAAGGAACAGAUGGCGGAGCAGUACGAGGAUUGGGUCUUAGAGAGGUUAGAUCUCCUAGCAGCAACUAGGGAGGCAGAGUCUCGCUGCAUCGAGAAAAAUCAAAUAAUCAGGAGUCUGCAAAACACCCUAGCUAAGCUUGAGGAACAGGUGUCAGGUGGUGGCUACAAACAACACUUACGGAAGGGGAGCAAGUACAAACCUCCAGAAGACGAAUUGGUUUCGCGAUUGGAGUAUAGGGUGGAAGAAUUGAAAGAAGGUAUUGAUCGGUUGACAGCAGAAAACAUGGAAAUGAAAAAUGAAAAACGGUUACUAUCUAACGACCCUGACGAGAAGAUCAAUAUAGUUGCACAAAAAGAGAAAGAAUCAUCUGCUAUGCAGAAGAGGCUAAUGGAGACAGAAGUAGACCGGAGGCAGGUGGAGGCCAAAGUAGCCACACUCACACUGUUGAUCAAGGAUUUAACUUGCUCAAAUGAGAGUUUGCUUUCUGAGAAUAAGUUUCUUAAAGUUGAGGUUGAGAGGCUACGGUCAUGCUGGGAAUCUGUGAAAAUGGAACUUGAGUCCUACCAGAAGGAAUGUGACAGUGGUCUGAGGCGCCUCAUUGAGACGGAAGAGAACAAGGAGUUCCUUGAAAGUCAUCCAAGGAACAUGCCUGCUGAAGGGUUAAAGAAUGUUCCAGCAGAACUUAAGGAAACUCACGAAUCCCUGGCUAGUUCAGAGGAACAGGUGAAUCUGCUGACAGAAAAGGUUAAACUGCUGAACGAAAUUGUGUCAACUAUGGGCAAAGACUGGGAGACAGAGAGGCAGAACUUGAUCGCUGAGAAAGAGGACUUGAGAAUGGAGCUUUAUAGGUUAGAGCAACAUGCAGGUAUUCGCAGGGGUUCGGAUCAACCUCUGCGUAACCUCGAUGAGAACCGAUCGGUUUCAGUACCUGACGCACGAUUCAACACCAAACAAAAAGACAAGCAAGAGGCAGAGAACACGAGAACUGAGAAUGUUAAAUUACGCAGCAGAAUAUGUGAGCAAGACCAGGCUUACUUGUGUGUACGAAUGGAGCUAUCCGCUGUUCGCGCCGAACGCAAGAACUUGGAAAUCGAGAUAGAUAAGAUAGUUGCAGAGAAGCAGCAUUUCCUUCGAAAUGAAGAAGAUGUUCGGAAGCGGCUGGAAGCCACUUCGUUGGAGGUUACUCAACUGCACGCCCAUACUCGAAGCUGCGAAGCUGAAUUACAAAGACUAACGACGCUGCUUGUCGAAUCUGAGGAACAGAUGAAUGCAGCCCAGAAAGCAUGGAGGGAAGAAAAGGCGGAACUUGAAUCCCAGAGAGAGGAGGCGCAGGUGGAAGCAAAUGAGAAAAAGAACCAAGCAGCAGCCAUGUUGGUGAAGUUAGAGGAAUGGAAGACCACUCUCAGGGAUGCUGACUCAAUGGUCACCUCGCUGGUGAGUGCGAACAAGAAAGCGAAGGAGCGAUGGAGGAGGGAAAAAGAGCUACUGGCGUUGGCACACACGGAGGAAUUUAAGAAAAUGGUUCAAGAGAUGCUGGAAGUGGUGGCUCUUACGAAGGAACAAGUUGACAUGACCAUGGGUCUCGCUGAAGGCGAAUUGCAUGCACUCGUCGCAGAGGCCCAUAUACUGAAGCUGGAUAUGACACACGAGAUGCUAAAGCUCAAAAGAGAGAUAUCAGAGAACAUUUAUGAUAAUUCAGGAUCCAAUGAGCUGCCACCGUCUGCGAGGUGUUUAGAUAGCGAGCGGCGGUCAUGGGAGCAUCAAAUUAAGGCUGCCAGUGUUGUGUUGGCUCAAAAGGAAUCAACCAUUCGUAUUCUUCAGACCGAGGUUGAAAAGUCCCGAAGACAAGCAGAGAGCGGUCAAACUCUGCACACAGAAACGCAAGCACUGCUACAAGAGAAAGAGAAGAUAGUAUUGAAGCUUGUCAAUGAGUUGAGUUAUGUCAAACAAAGUAUGAAUCGAGAUCGUAACCUGCGACAGAGCUUGACACGAGAUGUAGACGGUGUCACUAGUCUGCGACGUUCAUUCUCCUGCAAGAUAAGCGAGCAAAAAGACGACACUGUGAGGAUUCUCAAAGAGGAGCAAGGGCAACUGAAGACGAUGAUUUUCAAUCUAGAAGUUGAGAAUGCAGAGCUACAGCAGCAGAUACUGGAAGCAGGAAUGAAAACUAAAGCUCUUGAGUCUGCAAUUGAACUUUUCCAGAAAAGCGGUGAUCGUUGGAUGGAGGAGGUGCAAUCGUUGCAUGAGCAUCUCGAUGAGAGAGAUCGGCAUAUCUGCGAGCUAGAAAGCCAUAACGUACAGCUUAGAGACGAGAUGCAGCGACAGGCGGCAUCUUUUGCUGAACUCUACGAGCUUCUAAAGAAGCAAGAAGGUGCUCUGGAAAGUGAAGCUCGGACAAUCGCGAAUCAUAUUGCAGCUGAAAAGGAAGUCCUACUCACACUGCAAGAGGAAAAGGCUGAGCUCAAAUCUUUGGUGGAGCGAUUGGAUGCAGACCUCACUAUUUACGAGAAAAAGGCUUCUUGUGCAGGGAGAUCACAGGCCGAAGUUGAGCGGCUUCAGGUUGAAAUGGAAGUUCUUCGGAAGGAGGUAACACGGAUUGAAUCUAUACAAAAAGAACUAGAAGUGCAGAAUGCAACGGUUGAUGAGAUUUUAGUUCAACGUGCAAAUCUUGAGUCAGCUCUUGCUUCGAAGAACAACGAGCUCACCAUGUUAGGAGAAGAACUAAAGUCCACUAGAAAUUCAGCUGACAUGGCUGCCCAUAAGAGCGAAGAGUUGGAGGGCCAUGUGCAGGAUUUACUCGGAAAAGCGUCAGUUUUGAAUGAGGAGCUAAGAAGAAAGCGAGCCGCCAUUGAAGCUUUAGAAGCUGCGCUCCUGACGGUUGAGGACACAAUGGCUCGAUGCCUUGAAGAAGCCUCGGUAGACUUAAAGGAGUUGGAGACUGAACGUGACUAUCUUCUCUCAGAAAUCCGUGCUCUUACCGAGCAGGUUGAACUAAAACAAAUUCUUGCCGAUGAACAAACUGCCAUAGCUGUUGAAGCUCGCCAGGAUGCGGAAUUUAGCCGAACGCGUGCUGAAGAGAAAGAAAUCGAAGCAGAAAUUCUCGGCAAAUCUGUAAUGGAGUUGGAGAGCACAGUCUACGCCCUUGAAUCCCAGCUGGGGCUUGUAACAAGGGAGUGCGAGCAACAACGAUUGAUGAGGGAAGACAUGGAAAUGGAGCUACAAAGGCUGCAUAACAGCAUGUCGGUCAGGCAAGCCGCUCUCGAGGAGGCCAAUGCACGAAUUGCAGAUGAAAUUCUUGAAGCACAGUUUGCACGAGAAGAAGCAGAACGGAAGCUUGAAGAGAAGGACGCUGAGAUGCAACAGGCGCAGAAGAAGUUGCAAGCCCUUCAGAAAGAUUCAGAAAUUAAGGCUGAAAAGCUAAAACACUCCAAGGCACAAAUCACAUACAUUCUUGCUGAGGCUGAGAAGAAGGCGGCCGAAUACGAGGGAAAGGUGAAGCUUAAGACAAUUGAAACCGUGCCGGAAGAGCAAGCUAAUUCUCAAUCAAAAAUCCUGAGAGGUCCGAGACUCAAAGGGACAGGGUCGACAUUCGCUUGCAUUGGAAUGGGCCACCAAGUGAACUUUGAAUUGAAUGUGGAACGCCAAAUAUAUGAGCACCGCAUCCAGGAGUUAGAAACUGAGCUCAUCAAUCAACAAAACGAGGUUUGUAUUCUGAAUGAAAAGCUGGGAGCUGCUGAGAGGAUGACCCGUGAAUUGUUCGGGAAUUUGCUUGAAGUAAAGUCGGACAUGACCAAUGUUGUGAGAGUUCUCGGCGAACAGCAGGAGCAAAACGCAUUGCAUAUUCAGGAAGCAUCUUUGGAAAAAGAGGAUAAAGAAGCAGAGCAACUGAAUGAGAAGCUUAACGAAGUUAUUGAAGAACGAGAGAGUUGGUUAGAAGAGAUCAGCCGGAAGCAGUCCGAACUAGUGGCUGCCCAAGAUGCUGUAAAUAGACUUCGGGAGCGUGAGCGAGUACUUUGCGCUGAGAAUGAAAAUCUCAAGGUUGAACUUAGAACUCAACAAAAGAUAGCUGGCGGCCUGAAGCAAGAAGUAGAGAAACUGUCUGGACAGCAGAAUCUCCAGCAACGUAUUAAGCAUCAUGUCAAGAUCAAGGAUGAGAAUAACUUGCUGAGGAUUCAAAAUGAUGAACUCAGUGGGAAGCUCAGACGAGCUGAAGUUCUUCAUGCCCGAGUUAGCGAGGAGCUUACUAAGUAUCGCCUUUCAGAAGGCAAAACACCUCUGAUUAACUUUGAUGAGGAGCAGCGUCUCCGCACCGAAGUGCAGGAACUAGAGGAGCAGAAGUCCAACGUAUCUCAAAAGCUAGAGGACGUGUGCGCUCAUAUUCUGGAAGUUGCAGGCAUAGCGGAUUCCAGUACUGGCAGAGAACCUGUUAUGGCCCUAGAAGUUCUUAGUCGUUUAAAAAGUCGGCUCGAGUCCUCUCAAAAAGAACUUGAAGAUUCUAGACUUAAGGUAAAAAUCGUGGAAGAGAAACACAGGUUGAAUGAGCUACGCAUUGCGCAAUCGCCCAUGAAGCGCGUUGAUUGCUACGUGGCCUCGAACUUGGCGCCCCGAUGAGAUGUUCCUGCUGAUUCAGUCCCCUUUCUUCGCAAGACAUUUAAUAGAACGCUCAUUUUUUUACGCUACGCCGAUACCGCCGCUCAAUUUCUAGUGACGAAACAGAUUAUCAUAUAAAAUAUACAGAUAAUUCAAAGACAACCUGUUAUUAGCAGGUGGGAUUGCUGCAACAAACAGAUAUCAAUAUGGACUGCUGCAACGUGGUGUUCUGCAAGCUCAGCAUAGAAAACUGUCAAAUUGGUCGUAUCCAGGUUCCCCUUCCUGGUUGGCCUAAAGGUCCGGCGUGCAGGGAGGGCCUAGAAGAUCAAUUCUAUUUUAAGAUACUGUAUGAUAGAAAAGCAUUUCCUGAGAAAGAAUUAGGAAUGGAAUGAAGAGCAAACAAUCGCAUUGGGGCUCUAAAUUCACUAACAACGAUGAGAAAAAUUUGUUUUCGCUCAGACAGAAGCUCUUCGUCCGUAUUUGAUGACAGAAUCAUCAAAUACAGUAGUCUUCUGAGAUCAUUUGCUCAAGCAGAAACAUUUAAAAACAUAGUCAAAUGCAGAGCUGGUUGGAGCAGCAUCAACUUCACGACACAUGCCAGAUUAGUUCAUGCUAAUGACGAAACUGUAAAAUUACGGCAACAAGAAAUUUUGACUAGUUCUGGGAUCUCGUCUCCGGAAGCUGCAACCCAACUCAAUUGUUUGUUUCAGGUACAAAAAGCCCACAUGGAUAUUGAACAUAACAAUUCAUGCAAAUACAUUGAACUUCGCAAGUUGACCGUUUUUGCUGCCAAGCUAAAAUCGAGGUUUCAGCACUGACAAAUGCAACCCAUCAAGAUGAUGGAAAGUUUUUACUCGAUCUUAACAGGUGUUGAUAAACAGACCGUUGAUGGGUUCCGAUGCUUGACUCUGCCCUGAACGGAGAGUCCCAGUGGCUGGUUCAAUGUGUGGAAAAGUGCAGUACAGUGUAGAAUUCUCUACUCUCAUUCUCUUGGAAAUAUUAACAGCUGGAGUAGUGUGAACUAGAGCUUCCAGGUGGCUGUCGCACCCAACAAGCACACUGUAGUGAAUCCGCAGGGUGGGCGACAAAGUCCUGCUUUUCUCCUCUUUCUUCCCCACCAUUUCCUUUUUUAGAUCACCGAUUUCGAAGAUGCAGUUCCCUCUUCCCGAGGCUAUUCCCAUUGUAUGGACACAAUUCUACAUGAAUCCACGGCAUGUGGCUUGUGACGACGUCGAUCCGAGUCAAGCUCGCCGAGUUCCUUGA